Molecule: messenger RNA, 2960 nt
Organism: Dermacentor silvarum
Lineage: Eukaryota; Metazoa; Arthropoda; Arachnida; Ixodida; Ixodidae
Product: calcitonin gene-related peptide type 1 receptor-like
Exons: 18
Coding region: 451-2169 (572 amino acids)
Biological process (GO): adenylate cyclase-modulating G protein-coupled receptor signaling pathway; cell surface receptor signaling pathway
Cellular component (GO): plasma membrane
Molecular function (GO): calcitonin receptor activity
Source: RefSeq, a predicted model, not a curated record
AAAAGCCUUCUCGCCAAAUCCCCGAAUGCCCGGGACUGACGGUAAGCCACACCAACACAGACCUCGCACAACGAUGCUUCACGUAUACCGUGCGUGCCGAGGAGACUCGGUGCGGGGGAAAUCAGAGAUCUGCGGGCUGGUUUUGAUUGAUGGAGCAAUAAUUAACACCUCGUCCGCGCCGACAGCACCUUGAUGGCCAACUCGAUGCUCAGACUACUUAAGUAAGAGACGAUGGCUACCGUCCCACAUUGCAGAGCGCGACGCCGUCACGGGAUUUGUUUUCUCCAUUAUGCUGGCUCGUGUGCGUGGAUAUGUGGUGUCAGCCAACGUUUCUGAGGUGUUGAGUGCGCGAACGUGCUGAGGAGAGUCGAGCGCCCAUUGUUCCUUCAGCUCCGACGUCACUAAGGAACCUCCGUCGUCGUCUUGUUACUGGUAACAACUGCGGACAAAAUGAUGACUGCAACCAGGCGCAUAUGCCUCACAAUGCUGGCCUGCGUGUGCAUCGUGCCCUGGUGUUACUCUAGGACGACUCAUAGCCCUCGCACCGAGAAAGUAUUUGCCAAGCUGAGGGCACUCUACGAUUGCACCAAGCUGGCACUCUUUGAAGCCGGUCACAACGACACUGUCUUCCUCAACCAAAUUAUAGGAGCCAGGUGCAACAGGACGUUCGACGGUUGGCACUGCUGGCCGCCGACACCAGCGGGAGCUGCAGCAUGGGCGCCGUGUCCGGACCUCCUUCCUGGAAAAGUGAAUUUUUCGGCGGCAGCGAAGUAUGACUGCCACUUCAAUGGUUCAUGGGAUGGCAGUACUGCGGACUACACAUCCUGCACCAGCUCACCCACUGAACCAUCCGAAGUGGUGCUCUUGCAGCGCAUUGCUGAAGAUUUAGGCGACGACAUGCCUUGGGAACGAAACCUGCAUAGCGGUGAGGACGGGAUCGUAGAAGAGAAGAUCGGGAGCUUCAAGGACUGCCUCGAGAAUGUCCUCCUAAAACCGCUUCCUCACUCAGGUUUCAACGAGUCCAUCUGUCCCAGAACGUGGGACGGCUGGAGUUGCUGGAAUGAUACGCUUCCAGGUCACACAGCGUACGCCCCAUGCCCUCAAUUCGUGGCCGGCUUUGUACCGUACAGGCAGGCGCACAAGGUGUGCACUUCUAACGGAACUUGGUUUCGUCAUCCCAUCACUGGAUACAUCUGGUCCAACUACACGGCUUGUGUCGACACCCAUGACCUACAGCACGGCAACUUGGUGAACUCGCUGUACGUCGCUGGAUAUACAAUAUCACUGGUGGCUCUGAUUUUGUCACUCAUCAUAUUUUUCUCUUUCAGUUCACUUCGUUGCAGGCGAAUAACUAUUCAUAAAAACUUGUUCACGUCGUUCAUUGUCAGCAACUGCUGCUGGAUACUUUGGUACGUUCAAGUCGUCGCUGGAACACAUGUAAUCGAACUGAACCCGACCUGGUGCCAGGCCCUGCACGUGUUGACGCAAUACUUCCUGCUCUGCAACUACCUGUGGAUGUUCUGCGAGGGUCUGUACCUGCACAGGCUCUUGGUACUUGCAUUCGUCGACGAAGACAAGGCCAUCAAGUGGUUCGUGCUCGCAGGCUGGGGUUUUCCCUUACUUCCAACUAUUGCCUACGCUGUUACACGUGGCUUAGAUACGGAGGCUUCGAGAAUGUGCUGGGUGGAGCACGACGUGUGGUACACUUACAUACUAAGUGUCCCUGUAUGCCUUUCAAUACUGCUAAGCCUUGCCUUCCUCGUGAACAUCCUGAGGGUUUUGGUAUCAAAACUAAGAGCUGUCAAUUCUCGGGACCGGGAGAGUGCUAGGAAAGCUGUCCGGGCCACGCUGAUUCUCCUGCCCCUCCUUGGCCUUCACUACAUUGUGACACCGUUCCGCCCGGAGAGGGAUCGCAUCUGCCUGGCUUACGAGAUCUUCUCGGCCCUCGUCACAUCUCUGCAAGGUCUUUGUGUCGCACUCCUGUAUUGUUUCUUUAAUGAAGAGGUUCUUGCAACUCUUCGCAAAGCGCUGUCGCAGACUCCAUGUGCCAGAAAGGAAUGGCGCCGUAUGUCCUUCGCCAACUCAACCAUCACUUUCCUGUCAAGAAGAGCGUCCGAUGGCAAAGGCUUAUCGCCAUCACCUGGAAACUUUCAGCAGUCCCUGCUGUGAAAGAAAUUGAAGGUGGAAACAUAGACAGCUCAGUAUGGUUCUUAUCGUGCGCAUUCUACGGUUCACGUAUGGUAAUGCGAGGCCUCACCAAUGUUUAGACAUGCAGCUUGAUAAACCAUCAGUCAUCGGUUACCCUGACAUGCCGAACUCUGUAAGCCAUCGGUAGACUUCGGUAUACGAGUCACUGCAGAUAAAGCACUUGUACAGCAAGUUCAGCACGUUGGUUUCUAAACCCACAGAGUGCGAAAAAGGACGAGGACACGAUAAACGACUGUACGAGUGAAGCGCUUUCACGUACCCUAGUAAGUGCAGAACCUCUUUCCCACAACAAGCCACAUAAGGGCACCUACAGAGCUUCGAGCCGCAAGGACGGAAUCUUUAAGUGGAUAGGCAUGUUUCCGAGCUGUUGGUAAUUUCCUUACUGUACGUGUGUGUAUAUGAAUUGACAGUGGGAUUUGGUAUGCUGUGGACUUAGCAAUAAAAAUCAGAAGGCUUUAGCGAUUCCUGAAGCUUUGCAUUUAUUCUCUGCGAUAGCAACAGGUAACAUCCGACACCGCGAACUUCUCAAGAGCGACUUCAUUGCGGUGCGCACAACAUAAUCUUUGUGCCUGUUUUGGCCUCGAAAAUACUAGUGCUCAGUGUACAAUGAAAUAGUAGUACAGCGCGGCCGCUCUUAGAGUCUGCUUGACGCACGAAACCCAGCACAAAUUUCCAAGGGCGAAUGUACGUUGCUAAUAGCUCAAGUACAUAAUCAUCUGAGUGAAUAAAGAUCUUCUUUUGAGGAAACUAUU